Messenger RNA from Perca flavescens (yellow perch), 2484 nucleotides. Its product is annotated as signal-regulatory protein beta-2-like. Gene Ontology annotation, biological process: response to bacterium. The record is from RefSeq and is a predicted model, not a curated record. NCBI's taxonomy places the organism in Eukaryota, Metazoa, Chordata, Actinopteri, Perciformes, Percidae. Bases 24 to 1067 code for a protein of 347 amino acids. The transcript is spliced from 6 exons.
UUCUAACAAGACACAAUGUCAAGAUGAUCCUGUUAUGGGUUACACUGCUUGUUCUUCAUCAAGGAUAUUCGCUAGUUCCAGUUAGAACAGUUCAACUUGGUGAACCUGCAACCUUCACGUGUGCUCUCCAUUAUAAGAAGAUUGGCCGGCCACAGCUCAACUGGUACAAGCAGAGUGCCGGGGAAUCUCUGAAAUUAAUUGUGACAAAGCGUGAAUCUACAAAACCUGAGUAUGCACCAGAGUUUUCUGAAUCAAGAUUGGAAAUAAAAAAUGAUAACAAUUUUAGCAACCUGACCAUCCUGAGGACAAUCCAAGAAGAUGAGGGAAUGUAUCACUGUGCAUCCACGGAGCUGUAUACAAGUCCUGUAUGGAGUGGGACAUAUUUGUUAAUAAAAGGAAACACUCAGAAGACAUCAAACUACACUGUUGUUCAGUGGCCGACAGCAUCUGAUCCAGUCCGUCCAGGAGACUCUGUGACUCUCCAGUGUUCAGUCCUCUCCGACUCUGGGAACAAGAGGUGUCCAGGAGAUGACCGUGUGUUCUGGGUCAGAGCUGGAUUGAAUAAAUCUUAUCCGGACAUCAUCUACACUGAUGGAGGAAGACAUAAUGAAUGUGACAAGAGAUCUGACACUCAGAAGAGUUGUGUUUAUCGCUUCUCUAAGAACGUCAGCUCCUCUGAUGACGGGACUUAUUACUGUGCUGUGGCCACAUGUGGGGAGAUAUUAUUUGGAGAUGGAACUAAACUGCCAAUCGAGCAAACACCACCAAGUGUUGAAUUUAUUGCGCUGGUGAUAGCAACAGUCUGCUUGGUCAUUUCUAUGACUGGAAACAUUGUUUUCUUCUGUUACCGAACUUCAACACCAGUAUGUUCCCAAUUUAAAGGAAUAGAAAACGCCUCUUCCCAAGCAAGACAUGACAACUCAAGACAAUCAGUACAGGAUAUUCCUGAAGAUGGACUUGAUCUGAACUACGCUGCGUUGCAUUUCUCUGGAAAAAAAACUACAAGAGGAAGGAAGAAGACAGAGUUGAGAACUGAAGAAAGUGUGUACUCUCAAGUUAAAUGCUGAAUGUGUAUGUGUCUAUACAAUUGUAAAGGUUGGUUUAGAGUGCUGACCUCUUACAAUGAGGAUCAUUUUAAACCUUGUGUGUUCCCCUCUAACAUUUUUGAGUGUUAGGUGUUUUAUACCAAGAGUCAAAAUCAUAGCAUUUACCAUUAUUUGAUCCGUGCAUCAUGUUAUGUGUCUGAAUGCGUUGUCAUUUUUUUUUUAUUAGAAAUGUUAACCUUUGAAGAGUAAGAUCCUUUUUAACAUGAAACAGCCCUGAAAUUACUAUCGCCAAACCCACUGUUCCAACAAUUACCACACUGAUUUGGUUGAAAUAACACCUUGAUACACCCAUUUUAAUGUGAAAAUAUGCUGGCUCUAUACACAUUUAUUACACAUAAAUGUUAAUCACUAGAGUCAUUGAAUCUCCUGGAUGGACUGGAUCUGAUACUUUUGGCCACUGCACAACAGUAUAGUUUAAAGUCCUCGAGUGUUUCCUGCAUCAAACAAAACUGUUAAAAGUUUACGAUCUCCACAAAUUUUAAAAUAUUAAAAAGGUUUUAAGAAUAGUUCAAAUGUAACAUGGAUUUGAUGUAAUACUUUGCAGAAAUAUUAACAAAUACAUUUUCCAGGAAAUUUAGAUACUUAACCUCCACAUUGACAAAACAGUCAUAUACCUUACACAACAUUCUAAUUGGAUAUUUGAAAUGUAUUGUAUAUUGUAUAAUGAAUUUAGAAAUCCUCUCCAAAAAUUCUUGGUGACACAAAGUCAAGUUGGUUUUCUUAAACUUUAACACCGUAAGUGAUUCCAAAAGAUUUUAAAUAACAGAUCACAUAUUACCUUUUAAUGACAAAUAGGUGCUGCUCCAAGUAAUCUCAAUCCACUCUAUGAGUGCACAAUGAUACAUUCCAUCAUCUUCUUAAAUUGUCUUAAAAUUGUCAGAUUGCUGUUACUUUUAAACUUUUACAUCCAAUCUCAAGGCAGAAACCUCUGGUCCAUACACUCUAGUUUACAUGUUUCUGCAGUUUCACAAUUAAUUUCAGAAUCUCCCCAGCACUCUGCUUGUACCACAGGUGUCUAUCGUUGAAGUAAUUAUCAGGUAAAACACGUGAAGGUUGCAGGUUUACCAAGUUGAACUGUGGUUACUGAAAUAAUAAAUGACAAUAGUGUAUAAAGAAGCAACAAGGUCAAUACGUGAACUAUCACACAUCUAGUUUGAGUGCAAAUAUAACAUGAGAAAAUAUUUCAAUAGAUUCAAUAGCACACUCAUAUCCUUGGAGAAGCAAUGUAACACAGAACCCAAUCAUCUUGACACUGUAUCUUGAUAGGAAACUUGGUAUUUCAGUGAGUAAAGUUGAGAUUAUCCUGUGAGUCAGUCAUCAAAUGCAUCUGAUUGGUUAACACAGAAUAACAGUCAAAGUUCAUUUCCUGUCACACUGG